GACAAGAUGACAGCGUACGUGCCACCCGAGUGGGCCGACGGCGGGCAGAACGUCCAUGGCCUCUCGCUCGAGGUCAUCAAGAGCGGCGUCAUCUUGGACACGGUCGCGCUGGACGCCAAGCCCUUCUUCGUUGUCGGCCGCAUGGAGCCGCUCUGCGACCUCGUGCUGCAGCAUCCGUCUGUCUCGCGCACCCACGCCGCGCUGCAGUUUAACGCCGACGGCACGCUCUUUGUCGUCGAUCUCAAGAGCACCCAUGGCACGCAUGUCAACAAGCAGCGCCUCCCGCCCAGCGAGUACACGCAGCUGUACGUCGGCGACGUGGUCGUCUUUGGCGAGUCGACGCGCAUCUACACGAUCCUUGGCCCGCCCGAGCUCAUGCCCGGCGAAUACAACUCGACCAACUUGGAGAAGCUCCGCGCAUCGCUGACUGAGAAGAAGCGACCGCCAAAGCAGCCAAGUGCUUGCGACGAUGGCAUCUCGUGGGGCUUUGGCGAAGACGCGGAAGAAGAGGACGACGACGCUGACCACGACGACAGCAGCGACGACGAAGCCGGCGACACGCGCCGGCAACCCACGGCCAAAACCGCGCGGCAAGAGAGUUUGCCCGACUACUUGCGCGAUCGCAAGGACGUCUCGGGUCCGUAUGUCUCGAGCGUCACAAAAGAAUCGAUCUCGGCCAAAGACACGGCGCUGUACACCCGUCUUCAGGCUCGCAUGCAAAAGAUGGAGAACCUCCGCACCGAAUCCGAGCGAAUUCGAGCCAAGCAAGGCAUGGGGUUGACCGACGGCCAGCAAGCCGCGCUCGACAAGAACGAAGCCCGGAUUGCGCAGCUGCAAGAAGACAUUCAAACCAUCGAAGCGACGCUGCAGGCCAAGCAGACGCAGCGGCUGUCGCAAAAGGCGCAGCUCGAGGCGAAAAAGGAAGCCAGCGCGACCAAAGCCGCGACCAAAGCCAAGGCAUCGACAAUGUACAACGACGACGACGACGACGAUUUCUACGACCGUACCAAAGCCCACGCCACCAAAAAGCACGUUCCGCUCUCGGCCGCGCCGCGCGUCUUGACCGCCGACUCGAUUCGCGCCAACGUGCGCGCGCUCACGCACCAGCUCGAGACGAUCCAAGCGCAGUAUCUAAAGAACGAAGCAGCGGCUGCCACGACGACGAGCACCGACGCCGACGACAGUCUGGAUGCGUAUCUGCAAGCGUCUAAUGCAGCGCUCGUCGCCGACCAGCGCACCAAGCUGCAAGCCGAGACAACGCGACUUCAGGCGCUCAUUGAAGAGCAAGAAAAGUUGCUAGCGAUUGCGACACCCGCGCUCGACAAGGUUGUCGAGAAGCCACCACCAGUCGUGGCAUUUGCACCGGACGCCGAGUCCACAUCCGUAGCUGCCCCAGUAGCUCCUGCGGUAGCCGAGCAGGUAGCGGCGCCGGUCGCCGUGACAGAACCGGCAGCCGACCCGCAGCUGCCGGCACGGCCAUCCACGCCGCCCAUCAACGCGCCUGUGCCCAUCGAGACGCAUGGCGACCCUGCAUUUCAUCUACGGGAGAUGAGCGAGCGCACGCUGACGCCACCGGAAGAGCCCGUGCGUACGGUACGCUCGCUCGAGCCAGAAGGGGCAAGCCAGAAGAAGCGCCCAGUCCCGUCGACCGAGCCCAAGGCCAAGCCCAAGCGCCAACGACCGAAUGCGGCCAAGGCAGCCAAAGUGUUUGACGACGGCGUCCUUGAAGGCGGUGAGAGCGUGUGGCAGCCGCCUGCCAACCAAACCGGCGACGGCCGCACGGCGCUCAACGACAAGUACGGCUACUAGUACACAAGAGGAGUAGCUGCCGCUGAUAAUCUGCCAUCGGUUCAGUGGUCGAACUGCCGUUUGAGUAGCUUUCGAACGAGGUUGCUUGGUUUGUGCGCAGC
Molecule: messenger RNA, 1910 nt
Organism: Saprolegnia diclina VS20
Lineage: Eukaryota; Oomycota; Saprolegniomycetes; Saprolegniales; Saprolegniaceae
Exons: 9
Coding region: 7-1809 (600 amino acids)
Molecular function (GO): protein binding; mRNA binding
Source: RefSeq, a predicted model, not a curated record